Molecule: messenger RNA, 12182 nt
Organism: Porites lobata
Lineage: Eukaryota; Metazoa; Cnidaria; Anthozoa; Scleractinia; Poritidae
Source: the annotation of a GenBank genome assembly
AUGGCGGCCAGCGUGUAUUGUGGUGGUAAAGUUCUGAGAACUUUUGCCAGAAGCUGUAAGGCUAAAAACGUGAACAAUGGUAAGAUUUCUCCCACUUAGCACAUGUUUCUUUUAAAUGCAAUUUAUGUUAAUAUGUUCUAUUCAGGAACAUUACGAUUAAUAGUAAUGUACAUUUCACGUUACGUUGCAUUAUUGCAAGGAUCAAAGUCCAAGAGAAGCUUUCUGAAAUUCACGCAACUUUUCUUCUUUAGUGGCCGCGAUCUUGUUGACUUUAAUAUUUUUUAUUUUGUCAUGCAGUGUUCCUCAGAUGUGCAAGUACCUCUCAAACGCGAAACACCCCUAAAGGUAGAGAGAUCUAGACUUGCUUAAACAUCUGUAAUAUAGAAUUUUUAGCUGUUGUAAGCGUGUUGAAUUAUCACAUUUUUAAACUUCUACGGUUAUCUUGUCUGAAAGUGCAUAAACCUGAAUUUAUUUGCAUUUCAAAAUGCAUGUACCAGAAUAAGUCUAAAGCAUAGACGAAAUUUCAGUGUAUUUCAAACGAGAAAAAAUAACGUACCUGUCUACAUUUUCUUCACUGACAAAGAUCAAGGUUAAAACCAGCAUUCUAAAUCUUUGUUAAGUGUACCAGAUGGGAAUUUUUUUUGACUAAUAAAGCAUAGCAGGGGUUUCAACAAUUACUAGGUGUGUUAUUAUUUUCACUUGUGUAUAAUAGCUAAUCCCCCAACCCCACCCCCACCCCACCCUUUGAAACCUCCAGGUGAUAUAACUUUGAUUCCUAUGCCUUGCUGGCAGCAUGGAAACAAUCACAGUAAACUCAAACAAUGAUAAUAAUUUGGAACUGCUGGAUGAAAUCCCACUCAAGUCAUGUUGAUGUAUGGCUCAUUCUUAAGUCCUCUUCCUUAAUGUAUUUAUAGGUGCCAAAGCUUCAGGUAGAACAGGAAGAAACAUUGUUUUGGUGGAAGGAGUACGGACUCCAUUUCUUAUGUCAGGAACCAGGUAAGGAAAGUCAGUUGUCAUUGAAAAAAGGAACAAAAAUGCAAGAGUUUUUCAUAAAAUGUGCAUAAAAUUUGAUUUAGAUGUAAGAUAAAGUUCCUCAUCAUUUUUAGCCUUCCAGAAAAUGAAACACUGACAAUUUUAUUAUAAUAUUAAGGGCUGGGGAGAAUUAAAGGAACUGCGUCACAAAAUUGAUCAGUGGGAACCACCACCAAAUUGAAUGAAACAUUAAAAUAACAGCUCAAAACUCUAAAAAAGGUAUAAAUGACACAGAAAAUACAAAAGCAGGCAUGGAUGGACAAACUUGAAAAAGAUUGAAAUUGAGGUAUUUGAAAACUUGUUAGUCUAACAGUUUAUCAAAGUUCAUUUUUUGUGUCUGUAACUUUUGAGUGCUUCCUACAGCUAUAAGUUCUUUACAACAGAACAGAGCUCAGUCAAGGCUUCUUUAUUUGAUUUAUAAUAAGGAAUCCAUUUAAUUCCCUAUGCAUUAUUUUCUUAAUUUCAAAGCAAACUAUCGGCAGAUGGCAUGACAGCUUUAGCUCUGUUUUUUAUGUUCUCAUCAAGCAUGCUUUUCAGCCAAUCAGAGUGUGCAUUAUUUUAUGUGAACUUUAUUGUAAUGUUCAUUGGACCAGUUAGAUUUAACUUUUACAUGUAUGAAUCUUUUAUUAAAAUAAAUGUAGCUUAUUUUUAAUUUGUUUAUUCUGUCAAUUGUCAGCUAUGCUAACCUGUUACCUCAUGAUGUGCAAAGAGGAGCGUUAGAGUGAGUGUUGACAAUGAAGAGAAAGUUUUCUGUGUGGUUUUCAUUGAUAUUGUUAUUGUUAUUGUCAUUUAUAAUCCUUGGCUUGCUUGUUUAAUCCCUGAACAGUGUUCUCCUUAUCAGGCAGUAACCGGUAAAAUUUACCGCCUGAAGGAACACUUCUUACCGCCUGCAACCUCUUGAAGGUUUGCUAGAGUUGAAUAAGUAGUUUUAAAAAAUAUGCAAGUUGUGAUCCGAUCCAAUCCAAUCACAGGUUCAAAUGAAUGAAUGUAUAGCAAAGUACACAGCUUUCCUUUUUAUGGGCCAUGCAUUUUAGAAAGAGAACACUGAAGACAGAGUAAAAUGAUUGAGAUCAAACAUUUUAAAUAAUUGUUGUCUAAAGAUAACAACGGCCGAUUUGCGUCAGAUAGGUCUUAAAAUGAGGGAAUGACAAUUCAAAGAACUUUUCUCCUCCUAGGGUGGGGCCAUGUCCCUCACUCCACUACCCCUCUCCCCUCUGGGAAGUGCACCUCUGGGGCAUAUUUUUUGCCUUACUGACCAUGAAUGGUUGCUUACCUGCUGAGCUAAAAUUUGGGGAGAACACUGCUGAAGCACCAGGUCCAAAUCAUUGACCUUGGGUACGAAAGAGUUCCAUUUAUCAUUAUCAUUAUCAUUAUCGUUAUUUAUAAAUUAUUUAUAUAGCUAUAAUGAUAAUUUUUUUUAUUACCUUCUGAGGGCUCAAUUUGUCUCUGUCAUUUUUCUCCCUCUCCUGGCUUGACUAAUAAAUAUUCUGAGUACAAAGUAUUUUACUAGCAUGUUUGCUGAGUAGCUGCAAAAGCUUGAUUUACUUUGUGUUUGUAUUUUUAGGGGCCUUGUCUCAAGGACAGGAAUAAGUAAAGGUAAGUCAAGGUGUUUUGAUGACUCACUCUUUUGAAAGGUUACUUUUAAAGCCAAUUUUGGGGGGCUCUGAAAUGUCAAGUGGAGGCUAGGUUUUGAUUUUGUUAAUGAUGUAAAUGUGUUUUGUAGAUGCUGUAGAUCAUAUUGUUAUUGGUACGGUCAUUCAAGAAGUCAAAACUAGCAACAUCGCCAGAGAGGUAAAAAAAAUCGCAUCCAUAACAUACGUUAAAGUAAUGAAUAGUAAUUGGAUAGGAACGAGUCCAGCAGCAUUGUCUAGUACAAAGUGGUUAAACAAAUUUAACAUCUACACAGUGAGAGUCUGACGUAUUAAAUUAUGAGUCUGAUUUGAUACAGGUUUAAACAACACAUAGAUUAUUAUUUUGAUCACUUCAAAACCAAGCCUUUUAAAACCUAAGUUUCUUUUUUGUAUACUGUUUAGUUACCUCCAUCUAUAGGGGUGACACAAACUUCCCUAUUGUAUUGACCUAUCAAUGCUGAAAUUAGGUUUACUGAUAGCCAUUCACCUUGGACAAUUUUGUUAUAGUUAUGAUAAAAUGUGCAAACAAAUAUUUCACAAUAAAAACGUAAUUUCAGAGAGGUUUCAUUUGAAUGGUCACACUACUGGACGUCAUGGUCCGUAUAGCCCGCAGAUUUAGAACCACACUGUACAAUACACAUCUCUUUGCCUAACUCGUUGAAUUUUAAGAUGAAACUUGUACAUUGUUUUCCUUAGGCUGCUCUUAGUGCUGGCUUCUCAGACAAGAUUCCCUGCCAUACUGUUACUAUGGCUUGCAUUUCAUCCAAUCAAGCAAUCACCUCAGGUAUGUAGCAGGCAAAAAGGUUCAUUACACCCCUUGACUUAACUAAAAAAAUAAAAGAUAAAAGAAAUGUAGUCAGUUCAACUUUACUUGAUCUUACUAAAUGGUUUGAACCAAGGAUUCACAUAGUGGAAUGUGGUUGUCCAGGAGAGUGGCAUCCUGAAUUGGUCGGUUGUUAACACUAGUUGACAUUUCACAACCACUGUGGCAGUCAUCUUUUGAGACAAAGUGUGUUGUAUCUUACAAGCUGAUUGUAGUAAACUCUGGUUACCAUCGACUGAUGUGAUAAAACUCACUCUGACUCUGAAGAUGACUACCACAAAGGUUGUCGAAACAUCAGUCACUGUCAGCAACAGUCCUACUCAACACUACUUUCACCGGGGGAAUCAUAUUUUACUUACCCAUGAUGUGAUUGCUGGGACAUGGAUUUGUUGCAGGUAAAUUUGUUCCUUACCGUAUUUAUUCGAUUAACCGCCCUGGGCGCUUAUUAAAUUUUUGGACCUUGAGAGUGGGUGCUACUUCGAGGUGGGCGCUUAUUCGAGGCUGGGCACUUAUUAAAUUUUCAACAUUUUCAGCAACAAAGUGUAGUAUGUUUAUUUUGCAACAAAACAAUAAAUGGUAAUAACACAACGCGAAGAUGUAACAAAGCAAGGUUCCUGUAAAAUACUUUGAAGAAAACUCCAUCUUCUGGGAAGUCUCUUAUUAGUUUUAGUACUUGUUUAAUUUACCAACCAUUUGUUUUUGCCUUAUUUAUUUUAUUUGUUUUUAUUUAUUUUACAGCUGUUGGGCUCAUUGCUAGUGGUCAGUGUGAUACAGUUGUUGCUGGAGGAGUGGAGUUUAUGUCUGAUGUUCCAAUCAGACUCAGUCGACCUCUGAGAAAAACUUUACUUUCCCUAAACAAGGUACACUACACAGUUACAAAGUAUUAAAAAACAAGAAUCAAAAUCAAGAUUUAGAAGAAUGAAAAUCCUUUCCUGAUUUCAUUGAUAUUAUUCAUGAGUGGGAGUCAAAAAAAAAAAUUAACUCUGGAAGAGUUUUGACUAGUUGUUGAUCAUUUUAGAGUUUUUAAUAUAGAAGGGAGUGAUUUAUGUACUACUCAAAUACCUUGAAGACACCUUUCAAAAACUUAUAAUUAUAUGCUUUGUUCAUUGUGUGUGUGUGUGAUGAAUCACCCCUCUUUUUGUUUGAUACAUUACUCCUAACCUAUGUAAAGUUUAAGUCUUAAGUCUUCGCCAUGCAUAUUACCAUCAACUUAGUUGUAAUUUUGAAAUCCUGACAAGAAAUAGUUCCUGGUAUAAUUUGACAUAUUUCAUCUAUAUGCAAAACGAUUAAUUUUUUUGCACUAUGCUAAAGUAUCACUAAAAAGGUUUUCUUUUAAAUGGCCAAAUUCAACCCAACUUUGUCAACUUUCCUUAUAACUCACUGAAAAUUGAAGGAAAAUUUAACUUUACUUAAAAUAAUUUAUAAUCUUUUUAGGCCAAAACACUUGGUGCAAGACUUGGACUUCUAGCAAAGAUCAGGCCGAGCUUCCUGAAUCCUGAGGUAUGACACCAUUGCACAGUUUAAUCUUGCUACAUAUAAGCACCUUCGCUAGAGGUAGUUUCACACAGUACACUUUUUUAGCAGAAAGUAUUACAAGAUGGCUUUCAGUUAAAAGCUCAUCUACAUCUUAUCUACCCCAAUACCAAUAAAAAAUAUUUCUUUCAAAAUUUUCCAUGAUUGACAUAGACUCAAAUUACCGGUAGUAAUGGGGUUGUUUGCAAUUAUAAUAUUUUAGGGUGUGCACAAAAACUUGUGAAGAACAGUCACUGUACAUACUGUUACUUUGUUCUCAAUUUAUAAAACGAUACUAAAGAGAACCUCAAGAACGUCCUUUUGAAUAACUUUCAUUAAUUUUGUAAGGUUACAGUAGAGGAUUUCAUCUACAGAGUUAAGGGUUAUCCUGUCAGGGUCAGGCAAUUUGACUUAUGUUUCCAAGAUUAUAGCACUGACUUGUAGAGAAUAUGUUUAGAAAUAAAGACAUUAAAUCACUGGUUUUACGUGGCCACCGAGAUAAUAUGAAAUGGAGGCUUUCAUCCAAAUGAACUAAACAGAAUUUAUGCCUUAGAUAGUUUGGUCCUUAUGAAAACUCCACCCUACUCACAUAAAACCACUCUUGAAGUUCUGUAGGGAUCAUGCAAUUUAUUCUCAUGGCCUACAUGUUUUUCAGUUAGGAAAAGUACAUGGUUAAUUAAGGUGUGGUCUCCUCAACUGUAACAAGGCUUCAUUAAAUUUCAUUCUGUUAUUGGUUUACAGUUACCUGCUGUUGCAGAGUUUUCUACUGGUGAAACCAUGGGACAUAGUGGUGAUAGGUGAAGAGCAUGAUUAUAUUUUAAUGAAACAUGAAUAAUUUUUGGAUAAACAAUAACCUAACGAACCUGUAUUCCUUUCUAGAUUGGCUGCAGCAUUUGGUGUCUCUAGACAGGAGCAGGUAAUUGUCAAUCCACAUCAUUGUCUUCUUUAAUGUUUUAUAUGAAGUUUUGUGUCUUAUAAAGUCAGGGCAUAUAACAAGGUGAAGAAAAAAUUAAUUAGUGAGUCAUUGUGUGGAAAAAAGCCUUAACUGUGCAGAAAAAUGCUGGAUUUUUGGACCAAGAUAAGUCGCAAUUUUUAGUCAUAAAAAUGCCGAAAAAGACAAAGGCCAUUAUCCAGCCAUUUUUCCAAACAAUCGUGGCCAAUAAAAGAUUUUUUGUAUGGUCAAGAAAACAUUUUUUCUAGCGGGACUGAAGCAGCAAAUACCAAGUGGGCAAGAUGUAAGACCUAUCUGGCCCACUUGGUUUGCCAAUCAGAACAGAGGGUUCACUUCAUCUUUCCCACUCAAAGGAGAAAAAGAAAAGUUUGUUGUGUAUCAUAGUAGCGUAUAAACUAUGACCCAGGGCUUGAAAAAAAUUCCUGUUGGGUCGUCCAGGACAAGAAGAUUCUCUAGCUUGUCAUGUAACUUUGAAAGCAUACUUUCCCAAUAGGCAAGGGUCCAGGUACACUAUCCUCUAACUAAAUCAUUAACAAAGAGGGGCAAUAAGUCAGGCCCCGGCAAGCAAAAUGUAAGAGCUGCUUGCCCACAGGAGAAGCGUAAAUUCAAGUUUUUUUCAAGCCCUGAUGAGCCUAGUCUCUCAGACAGUACACCUGUGUAGUCCCAUAAGGACUCAGUUUGUUCUUCUGAGCAGUGUGUGACAUACGGAUGACAGGCAUUUGAUCCUGCUCAUUUCUUCACUAAGCAACUUAAAUUAAAAUAUACCAUCUUACAUUAUUAGUUUUGUCAACUUGUUUGAAAACUCUUUGUUAAGACUCCUAUAUUUUUCUUGCCCAGAGCUAUUCAAUAUUGUUGAGGUUUAGUUCUUGCAACGAUGGCUUACAUGUUGUCAUUUAUGCCUACACAGGAUGAAUAUGCUCUGCGAUCUCACACAUUGGCACACACAGCAGCAAGUGUAAGAACAUUAGUUGCAUUUAUAAUUUGAUCAAGUACCACAAGUGAAAUUUUGUUAUAAUGAUAUCAUUACUUCGUGAGCAACUUUUGUAUGGUAAUACUUGUCAGUCCAACUUUUCUGGUAUGGCGAUUUCUUCUGGACACGAAAGCUUUUUUUAUGAUGCCUUAUGCUUGUAGUUGGUGGAAAGUUUUUUUAUGUCUGGGCACAAGUCAUCCAGUUGUGUGUUGUCAUGUAUGAAAUAAUCGCCUUCGAUACUGCUCAUCACAUGUUAAUAAUAUUCAACAUUUUUGUACUACAAUGGAACAAACUUAAAUUAAUGUUUUUCCUAAAAUCUAAAAUUAUUCAAAGUAUGGGUAUUUUUUCAGCUCAUCUGUGGUUGUGCACAGCAUGUUAAAAAAUAGUAAACAUUUACACUGUAUCUGUUUUCUUAUCUCAGGCUGGAAAGUUAGAGGAUGUUCUUGCCUUUAAAGUACCUGGUGUGUAGCAUAUUAUUUUGUUGAAUUCUGAAACCUUAACACUUGGUUACACUUUAUACCAUAAAAGGUUGCUGCUAUAACUUUAUCCCCUGUUGCAGGCAUAAAUAUCAUCUACAUCAGAGUCCCAAUUUCUCAAACCCUUGGUUUUUCAAAAAUCCUGAUAAUUCAGACCAGAAUAAUAAAUAUUGAUGUACCCCAAGAUUUUCCUUUCACUUUUACUGCUGGAUUAAACACAAUGUGAAGAUUGAAUUAUUGAGAGAUACAGCCUGGCUCCCCUAUAAGACAGGCACCCCCCCCAAGGUGAAACAUAGUGUUGAUCCCAACAGCUGCUGAAUUUCUUUGACUCUCAAUAAGGUAGACAGAUCUCUAACAAGAACAUUUUGUUCUACUUUGUGCUAUUUACUUUAGAACAUUUUUUGGUAUUCGUCUUAACCCUUUUGAUCCAAGAAGUCAAAAUUCAACUAAAAUGCAAAUUUCAUUUUGUAAAAUGUGGAAGAGCCAAAGCAGAGCCGUAGCCAGCUAAAGCCGUAGCUUUAGACUCAGUUGUCUUGAUUAUAGUGACUUGCAAUUGUUUGCCCUUUUCAUAUUAGACGUUGAUUUUUUAGGAGACAUAUCUCAUGACAAGUGCUGAAAAAAGUGUUUCGGAGCCUCCAAAUAUGAAAAUUUGCUGGGGGACGAUACCCCCCUACCCCCCUACAAGGCUUGUGCCUUCGGCACUCACAAUAAUUUCUCCCCCACCCCAUUACCUGUCUACGGCCCUGCAAUGGGACUUUUGUGAAAGUACUGCUGAAGAGGUUUUACUUGAGUGGUCAUACGGUAGGAUUUCAUCCACAUAGUCUCAAAAGUAAGAACCACCUUACCUUACUGACAAGACGUCAUUGCUCUCUCUUGGAAUGAAAAUGGUUGAAGAGAGUACUGUACAUUAUUUCUGUUUUUACCUUGCUUUAGGUAAAGCAGAAACUGUGACAGCUGAUAAUGGGAUCCGUGUCUCAACUCUGCAGCAGAUGGCCAAACUCAAACCAGCCUUUGUCAAACCACAUGGCACCGUUACUGCUGCGAAUGCUUCAUUCUUGGUAGGUUUGGUUCCUUUGGGGAGUAGGGUGGGGAAUUUUGUCUUUUUACUACCAUAGAAAGGGAAUGGAUUUGCUAAGCAGUGUUGAUAAGCACUGUAUAGUGUGAGCAUAGAUUUUUAAAUUACUCCUACUGUUGUUUUCCUGCUCCAAAUAGAGUGAAGAACUUGUAAUAAGCACAACCUAACAAAUGGCCUACUCAGCAAUCAUGAACUAGGCAAAACAAACAAAUCGAAGACUGACAGAAAAAAUCCUUUUAACUGUGAUCAAAGCCAAACUUCCCAAAAAAACUGUCGGUCAACUGUUAGUCGCAAGUUACUGACAGAUUACCAACAGAUUACUGACAGUUGGCCAAUACAGUACUAAAAUCUCUACCGUAAAACCAGUAGUAACCCUUCACAGCUGAUAGACAGCCAACGGCAAUCGGAUAAAUCGACCAACCAGGUCUAUAACUAGGGUUUUCGACUUGCUAGACAACAUAGCGAAAAUAAUUUCUGAAUGUUGAUUAUAGACGGAUGGAGGUUCAGCCUGUUUGAUCAUGAGUGAAGACAAAGCUGUUGAAAUGGGAUUUAAACCAAAAGCAUACUUGAGGUAGAGUAGACCACACUCUUAUUAAAGGAGCUGUCUCACGGCUGUCUGGUACGAAACUUGAGAAAUUACUUGUGAACGACAAAAUCAGAGCUUCGUUUUAAACAAAUGUGUCUCCCAGGCAUUAUGUCAAACUUCACAAACAACAAAAAUGAACUUUGGAAAACAUUUAGGUUGACAAGUUCUCGAAAUCCACAUUGCAGUCCGCUUCAAUCGCUUUUCAAUUUUUUCCAUCCGUACUGCCAUUUGUAUUUGCUGUGUUAUUUUUACCUUUUUAAAUGUUUUGAGCGGUUAUAUUCACGUUUCAUUCAGUUUGUUGGCAGUUCCUACUGUAGUCUGCUACGCAGCCGUUUUCAAUGUCGUCACGCAACGCUCUGAAGAUAGAUUUCGUGACAAAGCUCCUUUAACAGGUUUAUACCCAGUCCAGGUUACCCCCUCCCCUGCUUUGUUUGCCAGUAAGUUUGACCGAUGAAUGCAUACCAAGUUCUAAGUUAAACAGCAUUAUACGGUUAUAAGGCCACCUGGGUAUAAGAAGCCCAACUUAUUAGUGCAUCAACAUGCAGACAAAAAUACGCCCUUCACAAGCCCACCCAGCGAUAAACACCCUGCUAGUAAGGACUUUGGCUUACUUCUUUCGUUUUUCUUGCAGGGAAUUUGUUUACACUUCACAGGAUCCAAAAGACCAACUUCUACUCGGGUAUUUCCUGUAAUUUCUUCUCCCUUUUUUGUCCAGGGUUUUUUUUUUAUUCUGCGUGUAUCACAUAGUUUUACAGAACUUGUAAGUCAUAAAACUUAACUUUUUGUUUAAUUUUGAACUUGUUCUAAUAUACAGUCCCGCCUAUGCUACCCCAAAACUUUUGGACAAAGCCGGACUCAAAAUGGAGGACAUCGAUGUAUUUGAAUACCACGAAGCCUUUGCGGUGAGUGUAUUAAAAACUUUUUUUCGAGAAUUGUUAAUUAUCCUAGCAGCGAUUAACGUUCUUUUCCCUUCUUGGUCAAGGGUCAAAUUCUAGCUAAUUUGAAGGCUCUGGACUCCGACUUUUUUGCACAAAAUUACAUGGGAAGAUCGUCAAAGGUAAGAAAUUUUCCAACAUUUUCUUAAUUUUUAGUCGCUAAGUUUUAAGGAUUUUUCAAACUUUUGUAAAGUACAGUCAACUUUAUAAAUAAAAGCAAGCUUGGCCACUUGAAGGUUGUCGUCAUUGUGAGACAUAUAUCGUAUUUCUAACUUGGCUCAUUCCAUGUUAACAAAAAGGUCGCGUCAUCACCUUUGAUCGACUAGCUUCCCUGAGUGUAGCUAUGCCCCAAAUCAAUAGUUUUGUUAGUUUGAGACUAAACCAUGAUUUAUGGUGUCCGUCUUAUUCUCUUGCUCCUCUCGACUUCUCUGAGCAGUUUUGACGUGAAUAUUUUUUUUAGUUCGGUGCCCCUCCAAUGGAAAAGCUGAAUACGUGGGGAGGUUCGUUGUCCAUCGGUCAUCCAUUUGGCGCCACAGGAGUCCGACUCGUCACCACAGCUGCUAAUAGGUUGUUGAAAGAGGGAGGAAAAUACGGACUGGUCGCCGCUUGUGCUGCUGGAGGACUGGUAAGUAGUCGUUAUUGAUUAACUUGCGCACAGUUUCCAUAGAGCUGAAAACUGAGGAGCCACCAUAAUCAUUUCUUCCGAUGAAAGUAGCUUAGAUCACCUCUGAUUACUGCCAGGGGCAAAAAAAUGGUAUAACAUUCGCAAAAGUUUUUUUAUAUUGAAAAGGCAAAUAUGUUAAAUUUGUAUUCAUCCUUGGAAGUGCCUGUUGUACCCUGUUACGAGGCAAAUUGUUCAUCGUUAAGAGUAAUAAUUUCAAAGAUGCAAUAGGCCAUUUGCACGAUAACGUCUUUUUACUACUUAGACCAGAAUUCAUUUCGUUUUUUCUUUCAUAUUUAAAUUUACUAAUCCUAGUGAGUUUUAAAAAACAAAACCCUUAACGAAAGCAAACCGUGAAGGAUUCUGGUAGUUGGAGAGGGAAUUUCACUUAAGUUAUUUUUGGAGGCUUUAAUUAAAACGGAAGUCUAAUUCCUGGGACGUCCGCAAAUUGUAAUCGAUUGUUUGGAACGUCAUCAAGUCCACGCGCAACUGCCUCAAUGCAAAAAAUUCAGAGUAUUGUAAUGGCGCCUGUUGAAUUCUCUGUUGACAACACUGAAUAAAAGACCUCUCCGGAAACCAACUUCCCAGUAGUUUAAUCGUUUGAUUGGUCUAAAAAUAACUUCGGUGAAUUUCAUAUAUCCUAAGGGCUAGACUGGGCGUUUCUCUCUGUCUCAUUAUUCUCUCUUGUCUAUAUACUACAGGCCCCGGUUUGAAAGUUAGAUAGCGCUCUCCACCGGAUAAAUCACUAUUCAACGGAUAAGUGUUAAGGAAACCAAUUGCGUUAUCCAGUGGAUAGCGUUAUCCACUUUUUGAACAACUUGCCAGGCUGUCAGUUAGCCAUAUCGAGGGAAAGGAAAAGCGAGCGAAAAAUAUCUAUGGACACCUGCCUGUAGGGCUAUUAUAUUUGCCAUUCCCCAUAACGAGAAUUAAUAAUCUCUCCAUCUUAAUCGCAAGAUUGAUCCAACUAAGGGGAAUUUAUGAUACUAAUCAUUUCUGGUUUGUGUAUUAUUUUUCCAGGGUCAUGGCAUCAUAGUGGAGCGGUAUCCAUCAUAAAAUGGUUUUCUUUGAAGACGCGAAAAUAUUCUUAUUUUAACAGCUGGUUCCGCUCCAGUUACUUAAAAUGCCAUGCAAAAUCCUUGUUAAAACUUGACACUUGAACAAUAGGUUUUCUAGCUCCAUCCUACGAAAGAAUCCUGCAUUAUAAUACUGGAUAUGUUAAUAACUGGCCUACUAAUCAUUUGUGGAGUUGAUUGUCCAAUGUUUGCACAUGUAUUGCGUAUAAGUAGUUAAUAAACCUGGGUUUAGUAAAUGUUGUUUGUUCAUGAAGUGCUCUUUUACGCUGUUGUUGUGACCUAAGUAACUUAGACCAAGAGAACAUUAAAAAACUGUUAUGUUUCUCCGACCUUUAAGUUCUUUUUAAAGUGAAGGACAAUAAAGUAUUAAAAAUUCUAUAUUUCUUCAAUAGGGUUUUCCACAUGUACUGGUAAAACAAUCUGAAAUCCUUUCUUCACUGGAAAUGCCAUAAACUA